Messenger RNA from Camelina sativa (false flax), 671 nucleotides. Lineage: Eukaryota; Viridiplantae; Streptophyta; Magnoliopsida; Brassicales; Brassicaceae. The record is from RefSeq and is a predicted model, not a curated record.
ACAAAUUCUGUGAUGCAGCAAGGUGGGCAAACUGUAUCUUUAAAUUAUGGCAAAAGAGUAAACGAGGGUCCUCAUCAAUCAAUGAACAGACCGUUAAAGAUGAUGAAAGUUGAGGAUAGGAGAAACACUUCACUCCCUGGAGGUCAUGCGUCUAAUUCAAUGCUUCCGAAUCAAGUACAAGCUCCCCAGGCACAUAUCUCCCCCGAUGUUCAGUCAACACUGCUCCAGCAAGUAAUGAACCUUACGCCAGAACAGCUGAGAUUACUGACUCCAGAGCAACAGCAAGAGGUCUUAAAGCUGCAACAAGCGCUCAAGCAAGACCACAUGAUGCAGCCUUCAUAACAUUGAGGGGAAAGCAACUCGGUUGGUCGAUUUCAUUGCAGAGAGCAAAAAGGAUUUUUUUUGCAUGCAAAUCACACCAUAGAAAGAAGAAGGCUCUCUCACCUGAAUUGGGGCGAGUGAUUGUACGAUUAGUGUAGCAUUUAUUUGUGCUGAGUUUGUCUUAUAGAAGAAACAUUCAGCCUUCAAAAUAUAAAAGGAAAGAGAAAGUUAUAAAGUUCAAAGUCUCCGAAACUGUGUUCCUCUCUUUUUUAUUUCCGUUACUGUCUUAUUUCCUGCAUUAACAACACACAACUCUCCUUUGGAUUUUAAUCCCGCACUUGGUUUGGUCA